AUGGAGAAGGAGGAGUGUAGUAAGGGCUGGGAAAAAGCAAAAGAGGUGGUUCUAGAUUUGAAAGAAAACACUACAGGAGAAAGAGGUGCUCUCGUUAGCAAAUUAUUGACUGGGAAAAACCUCAAGAAGGGCGUGGUGACAUCCAUGAUUAAAAAAGGGUGGAACAUGGAGGAGGGGGUGACGAUACAUGAUACGGAUAAACUUGCGUUCUCAUUUCGCUUUGAUCGUGCAGGGGAUUACACCAGAAUUCUCAAAGGAAGACCAUGGUCUAUUCAGGGGCAGCUAUUAAGUCUGCAACCGUGGGAGGAUUUCAUGGUCUUUAAAGAAGUGGACUUUGACUGGAGUCCAUUCUGGGUGCAGUUUCAUGGUCUACCACUAGAAGCCAUGACUCAGAAUAAUGCCAUAAACCUAACGCAAGCGGUGGGCGAGGCCGUAAUGAUAGAACAUCCGAUGGUCCAUAAUCAGCUUUCCAGAACGUUCAUACGAACCAAGGUUCUCAUCAACACCCGAAAACCUUUAAUUUCGGGCUUCUGGACGCCUAGACCGGGUAAAGACCCAGUGUGGGUUGGGGUGAAAUAUGAGAGACUUCAAUCUUUCUGCUAUCAUUGUGGUUGA
Molecule: messenger RNA, 615 nt
Organism: Prosopis cineraria
Lineage: Eukaryota; Viridiplantae; Streptophyta; Magnoliopsida; Fabales; Fabaceae
Exons: 1
Coding region: 1-615 (204 amino acids)
Source: RefSeq, a predicted model, not a curated record